AUGUUGGGAAAGAUCCGCAUCGAGCGCAACCAAGGUCUUAUGCAACUGCAAAGCCUCAGACAAACGGAAUGCAUAAUGAUGAGGAGAGGAUUAGUUGACAAACACCUGAUUCUCCGCCGCUCCAAUGCUGGUCCUGGCAAGGGAGUAGAUCUUGGGGUCCGGAAUCGGCAGAAAUACGGACCACUAAGUCCUUCGUUCUUCCUCACGCGGUAUAAUACCUCCAGUGGACGGGUUGAAAAGCUGCACUGCAUCUCUUCUAUUACGAAGCCCCAUCAUUAUCCCGAGCCUGACACCAUGACCCACGGUAAGGAGAGCAGUUGGGAAUACGCCAGGGGCGACUUCGUAGAAGGACACUACGAGAUUAAUUGUUUAGUAACUGUGUACAGGGAUGUAGUUGAUGGUUGUUCGUCGUCGGCAGAAGCCCAAUUUAUUAGCUUCAUACUUGAGAUUAUCAAAGCCUUACUAGCAUUUGUUUGCUUGUCGAGUCUAGAAGCGGCAUGCUGCUUACGCUCUGCAGCCAACUUGACUGGGAAGUAUGUGCUCCCAGACCCAGAUCGGUACUGGUAUACCAGGAUCCAGCGUUUCCGGGAGUUCCGGAAAUGGGGAUGUGCUACUGUGCAUUGUUUUGGGUAUUGGCUUGCGAUCACCCGUGCUAAGCUCGUCCUGUGGACCAUGGCGAGAUGGAUAGGAGCAAUACUUGUCGAGGCGGAUGCACUAAAGCACAGCAUUAAGGUCAAGACCAAGGAACACGCGGUUAGCUCUCUCAUGCAUUUCCGUUUGAGUUUCCUGGAAUUGUUACUAAUGUGUUUGGAAGCUAAUUUCGUCGAGGAUGCCAUUGUGGUGACAAUCUCGAAGAAGCUGAGAUGGUCCUGUACGAAGGCUGGAGGGAAACGUGAUUGCAACCAUCGCUUAGUAAUCGUCGGUCUCUCGCUGCAGCGCUUCUGUGCCCUAUUUGCUUGUUGGGUUAUAAUGGAAUCAAUAGUGAAAUAUGAGCCAUACGAAAUAUGGUCUGCUACAAUCACGCCCACAAGCCCUUCGUUUAAGUGCAAUGCAAUACCAGGAAUCCAAAUUCCCGGUAUGGAGAUGUUGGAGAAAACGUUGGCGAGAGGGUGUGGACCAGCCCCAGAUACUGUAAUUCGCGCCUCGGAUGGCGGUGUGGAGUAUCUUGAUCGCCCUUGUUGGCUACUGAUGACGGUCUUCUCCAGACCUUCUUGUUUGGAACCUCAAGUCACAAGACAUGAAGAAAGGCGUCUGAGGGUGACGAGGCCAGAUACAGGGUCCGGCCGGCGUCUCGUUAACGGUCGUCUUGGUGGUGUGGGUGGGCGCGCGGAGGACGAGCCAUUUGUGGUAUGGGAGCCUGUAAAGCUCGCAAAUGAACAGGCCUUCCCACCUGCUCAGCCCUAUGGAUUUUCCGUACCUAGGCAUCAAUAUGUGUAUAAUUCUGAUGGCUUCAUCUUUGAGAGAGGCUACUUUGAGCGAGCUAAUGCUAACAUUUGCGGAAGAUGUCUGGCAUGA
Messenger RNA from Lindgomyces ingoldianus, 1515 nucleotides. RefSeq lists its product as uncharacterized. The transcript has 12 exons. The coding region runs from base 1 to 1515 and encodes 504 amino acids. The record is from RefSeq and is a predicted model, not a curated record. Lineage: Eukaryota; Fungi; Ascomycota; Dothideomycetes; Pleosporales; Lindgomycetaceae.